Messenger RNA from Orbicella faveolata, 1578 nucleotides. RefSeq lists its product as uncharacterized. The record is from RefSeq and is a predicted model, not a curated record. Lineage: Eukaryota; Metazoa; Cnidaria; Anthozoa; Scleractinia; Merulinidae.
AUGUCAGUCUGUGAAAAUGCCAACCGUGGCAGUGGUACCUCGGAAAUCCAAUCUCGAGGAAGCAGUAUGGUGGCGUCUGAUGGAGGAGAACGCAGAUCUAAUGAGAACAAGUCCUCUACAACCGUUUAUCUGGACUCGAACACGUCAAUCCUGUUACAAACUGCCAUUGCUCAAGUCUCGAGGGUUCAUCAGUUGCAUCCUGUGGUGAAAAUGAGCAUCUUAUUCGAGAGUGGCAGCCAGAGAAGUUACAUAUCAGAACGCGCAAAGGCGAAACUAAAUUUACUCCCCAAGAAAGAGAAGCUACUUAUCAAGACGUUUGGUCAAGAGAAUGAGCAAUUAAAGGAAUGUGAUGUCGUCGAGUUCUGUGUCAGUGGACUGAGUGAAAGCUCAAAGGUUCAGAUGACUGCCCUUGCAGUCCCUCUCAUUUGCAGUCCGUUAAAGGAUCAAGCUGUGCAAUUUGCACAACAGUCUUACAGUCAUUUGGCUGACCUGGAACUCGCAGAUCACCCAACCGAAGACUGUGGUUCAGAAGUAGAUCUAUUGAUUGGAAACGAUUUCUACUGGUCUUUCUUUACUAGAGACAUGAAACGGGGGAUAUCAGGACCCGUGCCGAUGAAAAGGAGUCUUGGAUGGGUGUUGCCUGGACUCAUGCCCCACGCACCUGGUUCGGGUUCUGAUGUUAAUCUGGUGACAUGCCACACCCUGAGGCUUAACACUUCUAGCUGUGAUGACCUAAAUAUCAGUCUAAAGGAUGAAGACCCCCUAGUAGAACAAGUAAAGAAGUUCUGGGAGUUAAAAAGUAUCGGUGUGUCACUACACGAGGGGACAGCACACGACAAGCUCUUGGACACCAUUCGCUGGUGCGAUGAUCGUUAUGAAGUCUCUCUACCUUGGAAGGAACAACACACACUGUUACCGGACAACUAUGCAUUAGCAGUCUCACGCCUGGCCUCUGUUCUAAAGCAUCUGAGAGGAAACCCUGAACUAUUCGCGGAGUACAGUCGCAUUAUUGACGAGCAAUCGUCGCAAGAAAUAAUCUCUGAUGCAGAUCCCAACGCGCCAGUCCAGCUUGGUCGCCUUCAUUACUUGGCACAUCAUCCAGUCGUACGUGAGGACAAGCAGAGAACCAAAGUAAGAAUAGCCUAUGAUGCAUCUGCCAAGUCUACUGGUCCAUCGUUGAACGACUGUAUACAGGCUGGUCCUUCACUAACAUCUGAAAUACCUGACGUCUUAAUGCAAUUCAGGUACCACCAAGUUUCCUUGGUCGCCGACAUUGAAAAGGCCUUCCUGAUGGUUCAAGUCGCGAAAGCUGACCGAGACGUUUUCCGAUUUCUGUGGAUAAAUGAUCCCACUAGCGAAGAUCCUAACACUGCUGUAAAAUGUUUCAAACGUGUUGUGUUUGGAGUCACCAGUUCUCCCUUUCUGCUGAACGGGACAGUUAGACACCACGUGUCUAAUUAUGAAGCCGAGGAUCCGCAGUUUGUUGACGAUUUUCUGAGUUCGCUCUACGUAGAUGACUUCGAUGGGGGGAAAGACAGUUCCGGAGGCUUUCCAGCUCUACACAAAGGCCAAGUCUAG